Molecule: messenger RNA, 813 nt
Organism: Daphnia pulicaria
Lineage: Eukaryota; Metazoa; Arthropoda; Branchiopoda; Diplostraca; Daphniidae
Product: lysozyme-like
Exons: 4
Coding region: 91-585 (164 amino acids)
Molecular function (GO): lysozyme activity
Source: RefSeq, a predicted model, not a curated record
CCGGGAGUUAGCGAAACCAGAAGCAGUCAACAGCUAGAAGAAUUGAGUCGCUCCUAUCCUUGGUGCUCCCAACUCCCAGAAGCUAGAAAAAUGUUAAACAAGUUAGCUGUUGCUUGCAUUUUUGCCGCUUUCGCUGUACUUAUUUUCCCGCUUAUUCAAGGACAAGAGGGUGAGCCUGCUGCUGUUGAAAUACCUGAAGACUGCAUGAAAUGUUUGUGUCGAGCUAGCUCAUUUUGCAAUUUGACUGCCCCGUGCACAACUGGAUCACAAUACCUCUGCGGCCCUUUUCUCAUUGGGGUUAAUUACUGGGCAGAUGCAGGGCAACCUACCCUCUUACCAGACGACGACCCUAACGCAACAGGAGCCUUUGAGGCUUGCGCCCAAAAUAAAACAUGCGCUGAACGAACUGUUCGUCAGUAUAUGAACGAAUAUGCGCAGGAUUGCAAUGAAGACGCCGUUACUGACUGUGAGGACUUCGCUCGCAUCCAUGUUUUGGGAAAAUCCGACUCCUGCUUUGCUAAGAUGGAAGGUUUACCGUUCUACACAGAGUUUCGCAAAUGUCGGGAUAGUCCUGUCGUAGUGUGAUAGACUUUUACUAUUAUAGCAGUCCCAGUCCCAAAUUUAUUCCUUCAUUGCGUACCCAUUUUAUUUGCUACAUUUACCUCAUCUUGCGAAAAUGAGCAACCGUAUAGCUUCACCUUUCCAAAAGGCGACUGCGAUAACCUGAAUGGUUACUUAUUAACCCUGCGCUUAUCCCUUUUGAUGAUCUGUUAUUGUUUUUAUAUUGUACGAAUAAAGCGGUUGGUCAAAAUA